UCCUCAGUCUUUCUUCCACCGAGUUCUGACCUCAGGUCCCUUCAGCACGUCCGACUGUUUGUUUUUCUGGACAAUAGUGCCAAUCUAAACCCGACCUGACCUUGUUUUGGAGUCUGGAUUAAUUCAGAAGAGAACAGAAGAGUGUAAAGCUGGUUUUCUGAGCAAAAAUAAAAAAGCCACAGCUGGACCAAAACAUUUCCAGUCGAGUUCUCUGGAAAAAAGCAGGUGUUCACUCUCUCUCCGCUGAAGAUGGCCGACGCCUUCGGGUUCUCCGACUUCUCGAACGGCGCCGAGGCCGAGGAGGACCCGGCCGCAGCCUUCCUGGCGCAGCAGCAGAGCGAGAUCGCCGUCAUCGAGAACGAGGCGGACGGGCUCGGAGUGGCCGAAGGAACAGAAACUGUGGAUUUUACAAGCUGCCCGUCGUCUUUUGUUGAAGCAGAUGCAUUUGGAGGAGCUCCCACCACAGCAGUAAACGGAGACAUGUUUCAGGACUCCAAUGGUGAAGCAGACAGCUAUGCAGCCAUCUCCCAGGUGGACCAGCAGAGGCAGGAGCCCGAAAGCUUGCGCAAGUGGCGUGAAGAACAGAAGACCCGGCUAGAGGAGCUGGAUUCGGCCUCUAAAGCUGCAGAAGCCGAAUGGAAGGAGAAGGCAAAGAAGGAGCUGGAGGACUGGCACUUGCACCAGCAAGAGCAAAUGGAAAAGAAUAAAACCAACAACAGGAUCGCUGAUAAGGCUUUCUACAAACAGCCCAACUCUGAUGUGAUAGGCUUUGUAGCGUCCGAAGAUGCCUUUCUGAAGGAGUGCGAUGACGACAGUCCCGGCUCCGAGUGGGAGAAAGUGGCCCGGCUGUGCGACUUCAACCCCAAGACGAGCCGCCAGACUAAAGACGUGUCCCGAAUGCGGUCCGUCCUCAUUUCUCUCAAACAAACGCCUCUGGUCCGCUAAGACCUCGUCCCUCUGCUGCAUCUCGCCUUUUUCUCCCUCUCCCUCUCGCACUUUACUUUAGUACGAUUAAACACACUAAUUAUUUGGAUUUUGUUUUUAACAGCGUCACUCAAGAUGUAUGAUAUAUUUAAACAUUGGGCCUGUUUCACCCCAUCGUUUCUACUGUAUCAAAAACAACAACAAAAAAAAGCCUUUUCCCACGUUUUUCCAAGUUUGCCUGUUUUUAUAAUAGAAGGAAUGAUUGUGCCUCCAGUGUAGGGAAGUAGAGGAUUGUUAAAAGGAAAAACUGUAGCUGAAACUGCAGUGCAGUGGUUUGUCCUUCCAGGUUGGUGUGAUGUUUGAUGAUUGUCGUCUUUAGUGGUGUGACCCUCAGGCCACCACGGAGCGUUAUGUCUCUGCUUUGGUUAUAGCAGUUCUCUCCAGCUGGGAGAACUUCACAGAGCAGGAUUUCUUGGUUAACCAGAUAACUUAAGCCUGGAGUCAAGCCUGUCCAGAAGGAAAAGGGGUAAAGGAUAUUUGGACAGUCCUGACUUUGGGCUCAGAAUUCUUGUUUUGUCAAAUCCCCCUCCCCAAGCCACACUUAUCUACCUGAUUCCUUGAGACUUCAUGCAGGGUGACCAGACGCUCGAGACGCUUCCGCCUCUCGAGUCAUUUUGUUACAAAGGCACAGAUUUAGAAGUUGACACCUUUCAUAAAGCAAGUUUGUUUCCAAAAAAGAAAAAUCCUGUCCUUCUGUUGUUUCAUGACCAGCAUUCUGGGGCCUUUCUCACAAAGCACGUUUAACUUAGGGUUCCUGACUAAAUGCCAGCUUCAAAAAAACAAUCACGUUUCUAUCAUUUUACAACUUUGUUUUUUAAUACAGGUUGCGAUACUCCGACUAUGAGUAAUCAGCAAGUGUGUACGCUUAAAAGUGUGAUGUUUAAAUCAUAUGAAACAAGUGGCUUAUUUUCGAAGAUUGAAAGAAACAUCAUACCAAGUUGGUAUGUACAAAUAAAAGAAUUUUUAAAUGAUAAAAAGCAGUUAAUAGUAGCUUUAUAUUCUACAUUUCUUUUGCUAAAAUGCAUUGUUUUUCAUGUCAUCGACAACACAGGCAUCACAAAGAAAUCAAAAAUGAGCCAAAACGUCUGUCGUAGAGCUGUUUAUGAUCCGAAAUCCAAAACUUAAGCUGCUGUAAAGCAGGUUAGGUAUACAGUCGCCGUGGUGAUGUAGCCUGGUAAGAAGUGAUCCAUCCACUGUCAUGAAAAUCCAAGGUUAGAUUGAACUAAGCCUAAAGUUAGCUGGUUAAUAGAGAACUCCUGCUUUGUGAGACAGUCCCCUUGGCUGGUAUUGUGUGUUUUUAUUAGUGAUGCAUCGAUACCAAUUUUUUAAGACCAAGUACGAGUACAUGCUUUUAAGCACUUGCCGAGACCAAUUCCGAUACUGUACUGAGGACCGUACUUAAGUAGUUGUUGGUUUAAAUGAAAUUAAAUUAAAUUCCAACGGUAAAAUCAUUAAAAUCUGGCUGGUUUUAAAUGAAGUGCAUUGGCUAGAUAUGCUAUGAGCAGCGUUGCAGUGGCUUUCGUUCUGUGUCAGAAAAGCGCUUCUGUACAGCUGUAAGUAAAGUACAUUUCAUAGUUUUGAUCCUCAUCUGUCUCUUUCAACGAAUGUAGCACAGCGACAGCAGUUGUUGGAGUCUUUUGUUUGGCUGGUUGAGCUGUAGUUUAAUGUCCUCUGAAGCCACAUGUACACUGUGUGUGUACUAGACUUAUGUCACAUGGUAUCAGUUUGUAUCGGCUGUUGAUAUCGGUGCAUUUUAUGAAUACAAGUAAGAUUAAAUGACCGCAGUAUCGGGCCAAUCCCCGGUACCAGUAUUGGUUUCGAUGCAUCCCUAGUUUUCGUUUAAUUAAUCUUGCUUCAUUGUGUGUAAAGAGGGAUUUCCGUUACAGAAUUACAGCACAACUUUCUUUUUCCCAUGCUAUUUUGACAAAAGCAACAUUUAUCUUACAAAUAUUUAACAGUGCAAGUUAACAAAUUCCAAACCUUUAUUUCUUUAUUUAUUGGUGGUCUUGUUUAUACAAUUAACCUACUGUAUAUUGGUUAUAUUCCUAUGAUUGAGCUGUAGCAGGUUUGACUUGGCUUAAUUAGUAAAUCCAUCUCAUCACAUUUGAGAUGUAAUUAGUUUGGCAUGUGUUAAAAGUGUUACUGAUGUUGCCCUUCGUUAUCAUUCUUUAUCUUACAGCUUUGAGGCCUUUUUACGAUGACAGAUUGAAUACUGUUACUUGCCUUUCGAUUUACCAGUUCUGUUGCACAGUACGACAGAUUGUGGUUGACUGGCUGCCAAAGAGUCCAUCAGUAUGUCCAUGCUUGACUAUUCUAUCUUGACAGUUUUCCAGACAUGGGCUAGUUAAAGGGGAGUUCCACCAAUUUUUCACCAAUAUGUAAGCAAAGUCUUUCAGGGUGAUUAGAUGUAGUUCUCUGUAGAGAAACCUACCAGUUGUUAACGGUGGUGGUAGAAACCAGGGGUUGUGAUGUCUACAACACAAAUCUAGCUAUUAUAUUUGCUAUCUAAGAUGACCAGUUGAGUGUUUUGUUUUAAAUUGAUAAUAGUAAAAGUGGCAAAGUAUUAUUUGGCCUUACACAGACCCUGUAUGUACCUCUCCAUCAUGAAUAUAUAUUAAAAAAAAUACGUUUUACACCAAAACCAUGUCAUACUAUAAUGAAACAGUAUCUCAGGCAUCAGGCAGCGUAUUCAUAACUGUUUCUUUCUGUGUUUGGUCCUUAUUAUUAUGAACAGUGAGCGUCUCUAAAACAGAGCAUUUCACAUCAAAUACAUUUAUAGAUACAAUAAUUUACCUUUGUACGUCUUAAUGGUUCAGUUAGGUUCAACUGUUUUUACAGGUGGUGGAAUUCCCCUUUAAAAUUAGGCCUCAGCUACCAAGCAGUUAUGAUGGAAAAGACACCUUUAAUAUAUGCUUAAUCUGUGUCUGGACAGUCAUGAGUUUUCUCCUCAGUUACUGACUAGAGGCUGUUUAUCACUUUCAGUAGACAGUAGUUCAUAGUUUUUCCAGGAAUUGUAAUGAACGCCUUUCUGAAAUGUUCUUAUCUGCAUAUGAAGAUGUGCUGUUGGGCUUAGAAAUAAAGACCAUGCAAUACUGAAAUGUACAACUCAAUAAAAAAAAAGGAACUUUU
Messenger RNA from Colossoma macropomum (tambaqui), 4113 nucleotides. It is a transcript of the gene cltb, whose product is annotated as clathrin, light chain B. The transcript has 6 exons. Lineage: Eukaryota; Metazoa; Chordata; Actinopteri; Characiformes; Serrasalmidae. The coding region runs from base 250 to 945 and encodes 231 amino acids. Gene Ontology annotation, molecular function: structural molecule activity; clathrin heavy chain binding. Gene Ontology annotation, biological process: clathrin coat assembly; clathrin-dependent endocytosis; intracellular protein transport. The record is from RefSeq and is a predicted model, not a curated record. Gene Ontology annotation, cellular component: clathrin coat of trans-Golgi network vesicle; clathrin coat of coated pit; plasma membrane.